This is a messenger RNA of Onychostoma macrolepis, 3161 nucleotides long. RefSeq names its product RAB3A interacting protein (rabin3)-like 1 (gene rab3il1). Gene Ontology annotation, biological process: exocytosis. Gene Ontology annotation, cellular component: Golgi to plasma membrane transport vesicle. Lineage: Eukaryota; Metazoa; Chordata; Actinopteri; Cypriniformes; Cyprinidae. Gene Ontology annotation, molecular function: guanyl-nucleotide exchange factor activity. The transcript is spliced from 12 exons. The record is from RefSeq and is a predicted model, not a curated record. Bases 231 to 1529 code for a protein of 432 amino acids.
CGACGGUGAAAGACCAUUGCGAAGACCUGCAACUGUUUAGAUACUCAAAACAUGCAAAUAGCAUCUGAGAGUGUAUUUAACGAGAGCAGGGUUUUUGCAUGAAGAGUCUGUGGAGAAAAAGCCGCAUUAGGUCACUGGGGCUGGCUGUGAGAAAUGCAGCUGAAGUGAGUGCGCUCACGACGAGUGUGUGUGUUUUUAAGGACUGCUAGACUGGGAAUAUACUUUCCGUGAUGGACGCUUUUGAAGGAAUCCAUCGUGUGCAGCUCUCCUCCUCUCCUCCUGCACGCUCCAGGUCUGUACCAGGGUACGAGGUGCUGGUGGCAGGGAAUUCUGGGAUAGCUGUAUACUCGUCACCUACAUUCUUUGGCAAAGGUGAUUUUACAGAUCAGCAUACAGCAGAGGAAGAGAGAUGCCCGGUUGGGAGGUUGGUAGACCUGGAGCCAGAUCCGAGGCCUGGACUGGGGGGUGAUGGAGGGCAGCGGGAGAAGAUGCCCCCGGAGGAGGCAGGAGCACACAGACGAGAGACGUACAACAUGUCCCGUCUGCGGAGUUCCUCUCUGGAGAUCAAGGAGAAGGGAACAGAAUUCCUCCGAGAGCAGCUGGAUGCUGCACAAAAGGAGCUGAAGUUGAAAGACGAGGAGUGUGUCAAACUGUCUCAUGUCAGGAAUCAGCUGGAGCAGGAAUUGGAGGAAUUGACCGCCAGUCUAUUUGAGGAGGCCCAUAAGAUGGUGCGAGAGGCCAACGUGAAACAAGCGGCAGCUGAGAAGCAGCUGAAGGAGGCUCAGGGCAAGAUCGACGUCCUGCAGGCGGAGGUCUCCGCUCUGAAAACCCUGGUGUUGACCUCUACGCCCUCCUCCCCGAACCGCCAGCUCCACCCUCAGCUGCUGUCGCCGGGCUCCAGUCGGGCCUCGUCUCGUCCCGGGGGCCACACGCGCAACAAGAGCGCCAGCGGUGCUCUACAGCUGCAUACGGAGCCCACGCUGACAGAUGCAGCGACAAACCGGGAGGAAAAAGAGUUGGACUCUGUGUUGUUCGCUGAGUUCCUCUCGUGGAAGGAGGCGCCCGGUCUGGAUCGCUCCUCAGCGUUCAUCAGCAGGGUGUACAGAGAAGAUGUCGGCCCAUGUCUUUCGUUCACCUGCUCUGAGCUGUCUCAGUCGGUCCAGUGCGCAGUGGAGAAUAACUCUCUCACCAUCGAGCCCGUCGCCAUGUCGUCUCUGCACACGGUCAAAGCCCUCGAAUGUGGAGGACCCAACGGUUGCCGGACACCCAUAGAAACUAAAUGUGCGUUGAGCGGCAUGUCCCGCCCCUGCCGACAUCGCAUCAAACUGGGAGAUAAAGAGAAUUACUACUAUAUAUCUCCGUCUAGCAGAGCACGAAUCACAGCCGUGUGUAAUUUCUUCACUUACAUCAGGUACAUCCAGCAGGGCCUCGUCAGACAGGAAGUCCAGCAGAUGUUUUGGGAAGUGAUGCGUCUGCGGAGAGAGAUGAGUGUGGCCAAACUGGGAUAUUUCCUGACGGAGGAGAGCUAGAGAACCAGCACACCAACACAAAUACAGCACGGUCAUCUCAACUGUCACUCAAACACUCCCAUGCUGGUGUGUUCCAGCUCCAUAUUCAUGUAUGUAUUCAGGGAAGCACUACCGAAGAACUCCCAGAACACUAGCACUCCCUGAGCCCACGGAUAACAGCCGCACACUUUCACUCUCCUCAGGCUGUGUGUUGUUCUGGCUUUGGGAAAGACUGAAUGCAGUAAAAAUGUGCCACUUUGUUAACACUUGAGGUAAAUGUUUACAAAACAUUCAUACAACAGUCAACAACAGGACGUUUUUUCCAUUUACUUUUUAAAAAGUUUUUCUCUCACACUUCUGACUUUUUUUUCUCAUCAUUGUGAGUUUACAUCUCGCAGUUCUGCUCUUAUUUUUUUGGAAUUCCAAUUUACAUCCCACAGUUCUGAAUUUCUCUCAGAAUUCUAUUUUUCUGUUUUUGCCACACAAUAAAAAAAAUGUAAAAAGGUAACUGACUUUUUAUCUCACACUUCUCAAUUUUGUCUUGCAGUUUUCAAGUUUAUAUCCCACAAUUUUGACUAUGCUUCUCAGAAUUGCUAUUUACAUCUUGCAUUUGAGUGUUUGUCUGCAAAGAAGAAUUUUCUCAGAAUUGCAAGAAAAAAUUUUCAGUUGUGAGAUAUAAACACAAUUACAAUUUUUUUUUUUUUUUAAUUCUGUGGCAGAAAUAAGCUACCAAACCGACAUUUAACUUGCCAUUUGCAAAAAAAUUCAGAGUCAUCCAUUAAACGCAUGAUGGCAGAGUUCAUAUCUCUAAUGUUUUCAGCUCAUCUAGUGUUCCUCAGUUCAGGAACAUAUCAACAGACAUCGAGUUUUUAUUUUAUUUUAGAAAGAUAGUAAAAUAAUUGGCUUGUAUUUGAUGAAGUCUCAUGUUGUUUUCGCUCUGGUCAGAACAUAAAAAGGUUGAUAUUCCCACGUCUCGUAUGUUCCUCCAAAUCUUUUAACAACAGUUCAUUACCAGUUUGACGAAGGCGUGAAUGCUUACACUAGUCUGAAACUCAUAAUUAUAGUAAUUCCAACGAUAGAAUCAGUUCUGGAGUUCUAGAGCAGUGCUAGAACUUCAUCUGAAGGUACUGCACCAUCUUGUGCAAUGCAUAUACACCACUAAGGCGCUUUGUGUCCCAGUGAUUUCUGUGCACAUUAACGGUUUACAGCUUUGAAUGGACAAUCCUCCAGAGACCUUUUCUAUGCAAGUGUCAAGAAAAGUGGCGUGUGAGUCUCUGUUACUGGCACUCCUGCACGCAGCAGCACAUAUGUUAUGGAUGCUUAACCAUCGUACACAAGUUAUGGUACUUGUACCAUGAUGCAUCGCACUCUUAUAGAUUAUAACCGUUGCAUGAUUGACAAUCGCUGUCUUACGGCACGAAUACAGUGUUUACAGUGUAGAACUCGCUUGUGGUGGACUGUCAUCAUAUUUGAUUUGAUAUGUGUGAAAACAUGCUUUCAGUAGUUUUUUUUUUGGAAAUAUAUUGUUAAGGUUUUGUCAGCCUUGUUUUCAUUCGUGACACAUUAAAUAUGGCGUCUACCCUCAGGUCUGUUGCUUUAGUUAAACCUGCUCCUCAUGUUAAAAUGACCUUUAAACUCCAUUAAAAGCAUCUU